This is a messenger RNA of Contarinia nasturtii (swede midge), 1768 nucleotides long. RefSeq names its product chaoptin-like. The record is from RefSeq and is a predicted model, not a curated record. Gene Ontology annotation, molecular function: protein binding. Lineage: Eukaryota; Metazoa; Arthropoda; Insecta; Diptera; Cecidomyiidae. Bases 54 to 1679 code for a protein of 541 amino acids. The transcript has a single exon.
AGUGUAAUCAUUUGCUUGUUCAAAGAGUGUCUAGUAUUUAUUUUCUAUAACAAAUGAAGUUCAUUAUUUUAUUUAUUGUCUUCCUGGUUAAAUUUUGUGAAUCGAAUGAUUUAAAAUGUGGUCGCUCUGAUAACUUAGUUGAAUCGGUUGAAUUUUACUGUGAAAGCUACGAAGAAGUGCUGCCUGAGAAUUGUACGACAACAUUUUUGCAAUGGAUUGGCACAUGUGACAAAUCCAAAGUGACACAAUUGAAAAUUGGCGGAUGUGAUCCCGAUAAAGUAGUACAACUCGUCAGCGAUUUCAUGAAUAUUCGUUCAUUGGACAUUUCACAUUCUGGAUACGAAUCUCUGGACGCAUUUGAUUUGAAACAUCAACAAUUGGUUAAAGUGAAUGCAUCUCAUAAUCGAUUGACAAAAAUACCGAUCAAAUUUUUCUCUAAUAUUUUGAAUGUUGUCGAAGUGGAUUUCUCAUUUAAUGAACUUUCGAAGCACACAGAUAUCGAACUACCCCAUCACUUAAUAGUGGUUCGUUUGUCACACAACCAUAUUUCAUCGGCAGAAUUUUGUUCGCAAUUGAGCGAACUGGAAUAUUUAGAUUUAAGGAACAAUCAAAUCACGUCAUUGAAUGAAAGUACAAUUACAACGACCACCUUGAAAACCCUUCAAUUGCAAAAUAAUCAAAUUCAACAUUUUGAGUGUGCUUUUUUCAUUUUCAUCGAAGAAGGUGCUUCGGUUUAUAUUGACUGGGAAAAUGUGGAGCAUUUCACGUCCGAAUGCAUGCGACUGCCGUUCGAUGUUGUUCUGGGCAGUAAAGAUGAGGGUUUCUUACACACAACUGACGGCAAAAUUGAAAUGCAUUGCAAUACAUCCACCUUCGAAAGUAUACGAUCGUUCGGCAUAAAUAACGAUCACUUUGAAAAUGUGGCAAAAUCGAUGCAAUGUCUCACACCGACACUUAGAAAAUUGGUACUAUCUGAUACGGUUGUUGAGAAGCUUGACUCCAAAUUUUUUCAACGCUUUUACAACUUGGAAUACUUGCAUCUGAGACAUGCACAACUAGAGGAAUUCGAUUUCACUUGGCUGAAACAUCAGAAAAAUUUAAGAGCACUCGUUCUUUCGUACAAUAAUCUUACGAAAGUCUAUAAUGUUCCGUUUUUGAAGUCUUUUGAAGAAUUAACCAGCAUUCGAUUGGAAAAAAAUCUACUUGAAAAUGCACAAGAAGUUAUUCAACAUUUAAAGCCAUCAAUAAAGUAUUUAUACUUAACCGGAAACCAUGUUGGAAGUGUGAACGAUACAACAUUUGAAAAGUUAAAAAAUUUGGAAGUUCUCGGUUUGGACGAUACAGAGCUGUCAUUUGUUGACGCGAGCCCAUUUGAAACGCUUAAGGCACUCAAAUAUCUUCACAUUGGCUUCAACAAUAUAGAGACACUAGAUUUGAACACAUUACCUGGUGAACUUUUAUAUAAUCUGCAUUUAAGAGGUAAUAAUUUGACAAAAUUAGAUAAUCUCACUCCUUCGAGAUUUCCAAGGCUGAAAAUGAUGGCCAUUUCGGAAAAUCUAUUUUCGUGCGAAUACCUGAAAACUUUCGUGCCAAAAGUAAAAAGAGAUUUUCCCGGUUUAUCCAUGGGAGAUCCAUGGACGCAAAAACAUGGCCAAAACUGCAAUCCGGAAGAUAAUUAAAUAAUAUAAAAUAUACUUUAUUUGUAUGAAAUGAAUUAAAACUGCGUAAAUUUAAAACAAUAAAUAAAAUGUAAUUAAAAGAACGAGAA